Molecule: messenger RNA, 1753 nt
Organism: Eruca vesicaria subsp. sativa (arugula)
Lineage: Eukaryota; Viridiplantae; Streptophyta; Magnoliopsida; Brassicales; Brassicaceae
Source: the annotation of a GenBank genome assembly
CAUCUCCCUCUCUCCCACUCUUUUCUCUUUUCCUCUUUGCUGUACAUUCUAAUUUAUAUAUUUUCCUGAUCGAGAAAAUUCGAUGAUUUAAGGUGUUAGAUGAAUAUUUCUUGGUAAAUUAGUUAACUCUGGUCAAUUCUCUGUUUCCAUCUUUGAAUGGAUAAGUGUAGAGACAGAGAGGAUCGUGUCUUCGAGCUAUAUUACCACACGUAUUGGUCGUAGAUAGAUCCACAUCGUUCGUUACUAUUCAAACCGAUCUACGCGCUCUAAUCUUUCUACCUUCUUAAGUAGUUCUUGAAUCCAGACCGCUUAAAUCUUGAUCUCAAUAGUUUCCGACCAAACAAGAUGAAGAGAUCACGUGGAAGCUCCGAUUCUUUAUCCGGUUUCUUACCAAUUUGCCACUCUGCAACAGACAAACAACUAAGUCCACGACCAACAGCCACCGGCUUUCUCUAUCCCGGCGCCGGAGACUACUCUCAGAUGUUCGACGGUCUAGAAGAAGAUGGAAGUCUAGAGGACAUCGGCGUUGGGCACCCCGCGGCGGAGAAAAAGCGGCGGUUGAGUGUAGUGCAAGUGAAAGCGUUAGAAAAGAAUUUCGAGAUUGAUAACAAGUUAGAGCCUGAGAGGAAAGUGAAGUUGGCUCAAGAGCUUGGGCUGCAACCUCGACAAGUGGCGAUAUGGUUUCAGAACCGCCGUGCUCGGUGGAAGACAAAGCAGCUUGAACGUGAUUAUGGCGUUCUCAAGUCAAACUUUGACUCGCUCAAACGCAGCCGCGACUCGCUUCAGCGUGAUAACGAUUCCCUUCUUGCAGAGAUUAAAGAGCUGAGAGCAAAACUUGACGUGGAAGGGACCAUCAAUGUUAACGCCUCGACAGAAGAAACCGGCGGUAUAAAAGAUGCGGUUGCGGUUCAGACGGUGAUGGCUAAUAACGAAGUCUUAGAGCCAAGCCAGCAUCCUCCGCCACAUAUUCCUAAGGAAGCUCAGGCAUCAGAGCUCGCAUUCGAGAUGUUUAGCAUUUUUCCACGUACCGAAAGCUUCAGAGAAGAUCCUGCCGAUAGUAGCGACUCAAGCGCUGUUUUGAACGAAGAAUAUAGUCCAACCGCGGCUGAAACGGCGGCUACGGCGGUUGAAAUGUCGACGAUGGGAUGUUUUGGUCAGUUUGUGAAAAUGGAAGAGCAUGAAGAUCUUUUUAGUGGAGAGGAAGCGUGCAAGUUGUUUGCGGAUAAUGAGCAGUGGUUUUGCUCCGGUCAGUGGAGUUCCUAGACGAUGAUGAGGUUAAAAAUGAAAUUAUUGAACAAUGAGGAACGUUUGUGAAAACAUUGCUGGAGGCAAAAAAGGUUAAAACUUAAAAUCGCAUGCGGUUUCAUGCACGUUGGCAGUAUAUCGUUACAAGUUACAAGGUUUAAGAAAGAUGACAAAAGUGUCUGAAGUAAAAUAAUUGAAAACAACCAAAUUAUGUGAAGAUGGAAUCGUUUUUUUUUUUUUGAAGUUAUAUUAUUACUUAGAAUAAUUGUGUCGUUGAAUGUAGUGGUACAAAAAAAUUGAAUGUUCUAGAGAUUUUUCUUUUCUGAUAACCGUGGAGAUUAUAACAUUUUUUUAAUGUAACUAAUCCAUCUAAAUGGCAUGGUUAAGUGGCAAAUGUGAUCGAAUUAAGUUCUCUUUUGGUUUGUUUUGUCCUCGACGUCUGUUAAUGACUAGCAAUUGCAUGUAAACGAUCAUUACUUUGAUGGUGAGUCUUGUGACAAUAGUUUCG